UCUCACGCAUUCAUAUUCUUUUAAUCAACAAUUCUCAACCUUCAACUCAAACAAAUUACAAAAGUGAUAGCAAUGAAGAAGGGGUGUGCAACAGUUGCAUGGUCUGAGCUUCCAAAAGACUUGCUUGAAACCAUCGCCAGACGUCUCCAAACCAAAACAGACAUCACCCGUUUCCGCUCAGUGUGCAAGUCGUGGCGAUCCUCAGUCCCUCCUUACCAAAGCCCCUUCCAUUUCCCUCUUCUUCUUCCUUACUUUGGAUCCUUUGACCAGCCCAACACUUUCUUGUCCCUCACGCAAACCACACUUUUGUAUCUGCACAAAUCUCCUUCUUCUUCAUCUUCAACUUCAACUUCAACUUUAACUUCAUGGGGUUGGUUGAUUCGCCUCGGAGAAUGCCUUGAUCACGAUCAUCCUCUUCAUCAACACUACCACCUCAUAAACCCCUUCUCCCCUCUCCGAAUCCGCCCUUUGCCGCGCACUUUCCCCAGGACUCUAGACUCGUCUGCUUUUCGUGUCUGUGAAGUGGCUAAAGCCUACUCUCUGCGCUUCUCCGACCGCAAGGUUUGCGACUACAAACUGGCUUUCUACCCGAACCCCAAAUGCCCGUCUCUCUUGGUCGUUGCCUGUGGAACUUUGUGGCGCUUGAAACUCCUCGGCCAUGAUAAUAAAUGGAGGGUCGUUGAUGACGCUCUCUCUCAGCUGAACUACGACGAUGUCGUUCUCCAUCGUGGGAAAUUCUAUGCCGUUGAUGAUUGCGGGAGAAUCGUGCUUGUUGAUCCUUCUUCUUUGGUGGUCAAAGAGUUUGUGCCUCGGAUGAAAACUAGAGGAGGACACGAGAUGAGACUGGCAACGUCAAGGAAAGGCCUUCUUUUGGUGGAUAAAUGCAUAACUUGUUACAACAAGCUUGAAUUUAGACUUUAUAAGCUGGAAAUGGAGCGCAAGAGAUUGGUCGAGGUCAAAAGCUUGGAUGAUCAUAUAUUGUUCUUGGGUCAUGACUACUCUUUCUCCGUUUCCGCUAGCUACUUUGGCAGCAGAUGUAAGGGGAACUGCAUCGUUUUCGCUGAUCCGGCUUUCAGGGUGUACAGCUUAGGUGAUGGAAAGGUAUCGCCAAUAGAACAGCAUCCGGAAUACAUUGCAAUCUUUUACCCGCCCUCCGGGUGAGCAAUGCCAAUGUGUGUGGUUCUAACACCAUCUUCAAUGGGAAAAUAUUUUGUAUUCCAACUCAGAAUGCUAAUUUAAAUGCAACAUAUCUUAUUACUCAUAAAUUUUUAAGCUCCAUAAAGGGUUAAAGUUCGAAUUUCUUUUCCUUUUUUUAUUUUAUUUUAUUUAUAACUUGGUGAUCAACGUCAAUGUGUAUGGGUUCUUCUUACAAGGUCUCCACAUUCUUCGGAUGCAGUUUGUGGCUUACUAGAUGACCCUUUUAUUAGUACUUUUUCGGUUUGACUGUGAAUGCCUUGAUUGAUCUGCAAAAUGUACGGAAGUAAUUCUAGUGAUAUUAUGUGUUCACCGUUAUAAAAAUUUCUGAUAUGUUUCUAUCAUUCUGUGGAAGACUUUGCUGCAGUGAAUGAUACUGAAGUUAUAAAAAAAAGUAUCAAAGCA
Morus notabilis is the source of this 1599-nucleotide messenger RNA. Its product is annotated as F-box protein SKIP23. Gene Ontology annotation, molecular function: protein binding. The record is from RefSeq and is a predicted model, not a curated record. The transcript has a single exon. Bases 73 to 1161 code for a protein of 362 amino acids. Lineage: Eukaryota; Viridiplantae; Streptophyta; Magnoliopsida; Rosales; Moraceae.